Molecule: messenger RNA, 4343 nt
Organism: Canis lupus familiaris (dog)
Lineage: Eukaryota; Metazoa; Chordata; Mammalia; Carnivora; Canidae
Gene: RCOR3
Product: REST corepressor 3
Exons: 12
Coding region: 539-1837 (432 amino acids)
Biological process (GO): negative regulation of DNA-templated transcription; regulation of transcription by RNA polymerase II
Cellular component (GO): transcription regulator complex; histone deacetylase complex
Molecular function (GO): transcription corepressor activity
Source: RefSeq, a predicted model, not a curated record
GAGAGUCGGAGCUGAAUACCAAGCUCGGAUCCCUGAAUUUGAUCCAGGUGCUACAAAGUACACAGAUAAAGACAAUGGAGGAAUGCUUGUGUGGUCUCCGUAUCACAGUAUCCCAGAUGCCAAAUGCCCAGGAAGACUGAAAAUACCUAGGAUCUGAUGGCAUUGCUGCUUAAAUCCUCAAGCAGGGGAGGGAGUUACUAUGUAGACAUCUGCACAGGCUUUUCCUCAGUAUAUGGAGCUGUAAAGAAAUGCCUUCAAACUUCAAAGAGCCCACUAUCAUUACCAUUUUAAAGAGGAAAGGGGAAAGAACUGACUUCAGCAGCCAUCAAUCAGGUCAUCUUUGAGCUCUCCAUUUCUGGACGGAGACCUUCUGGAUCAUUGACCAUGCACUUCUUGAAUCAUGGUGUGGCUUUAGACUUCAAUGUGAUGUAGCGGACCUGAUCCUUUGCGGCACAUCAGAUAUAGGAAACGUGCAGUGGAUGAAUAUAUUGCAAUUGCAAAGGAGAAACAUGGCUACAAUGUGGAGCAGGCACUUGGCAUGUUGUUCUGGCAUAAACAUAACAUUGAGAAGUCCCUUGCUGAUCUCCCUAAUUUCACUCCCUUUCCGGAUGAGUGGACAGUGGAAGAUAAAGUCCUGUUUGAACAAGCCUUUAGUUUUCAUGGGAAGAGCUUUCACAGGAUUCAGCAAAUGCUUCCAGAUAAGACAAUUGCUAGCCUUGUAAAAUAUUACUAUUCCUGGAAAAAAACUCGAUCCAGGACCAGCUUGAUGGAUCGCCAGGCUCGUAAACUAGCCAAUAGACAUAAUCAGGGUGACAGUGAUGAUGAUGUGGAAGAAACACACCCAAUGGAUGGAAAUGAUAGUGAUUAUGAUCCAAAAAAAGAAGCCAAGAAAGAGGGUAAUACUGAACAACCUGUCCAAACUAGCAAGAUUGGACUUGGAAGGAGAGAAUAUCAGAGUUUACAACAUCGCCAUCAUUCUCAGCGAUCUAAGUGCCGUCCACCUAAGGGCAUGUACUUAACCCAGGAAGAUGUGGUAGCUGUUUCCUGUAGUCCCAAUGCAGCCAACACCAUCCUGCGGCAACUGGACAUGGAACUGAUCUCUUUAAAACGUCAGGUUCAGAAUGCUAAGCAAGUAAACAGUGCACUUAAACAGAAAAUGGAAGGUGGAAUUGAAGAAUUCAAACCUCCUGAGUCAAAUCAGAAAAUUAAUGCCCGUUGGACCACAGAGGAGCAGCUUCUAGCAGUGCAAGGUGUCCGCAAAUAUGGUAAAGAUUUUCAAGCUAUUGCAGAUGUAAUUGGCAACAAGACUGUUGGCCAAGUGAAGAACUUCUUUGUAAACUACAGGCGUCGGUUUAACUUAGAGGAGGUAUUGCAGGAGUGGGAAGCAGAACAAGGAACCCAGGCUUCUAAUGGUGAUGCUUCUACUUUAGGGGAGGAGACAAAAAGUGCUUCUAAUGUGCCAUCAGGGAAGAGCACUGAUGAAGAAGAGGAGGCACAGACCCCACAGGCUCCUCGGACUCUGGGUCCAUCACCUCCUGCCCCAUCAUCCACUCCAACACCAACAGCCCCCAUUGCCACUCUGAACCAGCCUCCACCACUUCUUCGUCCAACACUGCCUGCUGCCCCUGCUCUUCACCGGCAGCCUCCUCCACUCCAGCAGCAGGCUCGGUUCAUCCAGCCCCGGCCAACUUUAAAUCAGCCUCCACCACCUCUCAUUCGCCCUGCUAAUUCUAUGCCACCCCGUCUAAACCCAAGACCAGUGUUGUCCACGGUUGGUGGUCAACAGCCACCGUCACUUAUUGGAAUUCAGACAGAUUCACAGUCCUCACUGCACUAAAAUUAAAUUGGACAGAUCUACAGUAACUCUUCACCCCAUCAUUAUACCAAUGCUCAUCAGACUGAUGCAAAAGAGGAGAGAGCAAUCCCUCCUAGAUACUGAGGCUGCGAACUAGUUCUGUGGCAGUGGGCUAGCAUAAGUGGAUGUCUAGGAAAUUUUUUGGUUCAUACAACCGAACUAAAUGUUAAUACAACAAAAAGCCUAUAGUUAGCCUCCUUUCUAGAGUAUACGUUCAGUGACAUGAUCUCAUAAAAGGAAAAAAAAGACUAAGUAUUCUAUAUACCAAGGUUUUUUUGUUUUGUUUUUACUGUAUUUAUUUUAUUGAGAUUCUUUAUAUUUCUGCCUCUUCAUAGUCAAGACUCUUAGUACAGAAAUACUGACUUAGGAAUUGUGAAAACUCCUUAAGUUUCUUAAGGAUGUUUGACUUUUUUCUUUCUUCCUUAAUUUAAUUUUUAACAUUUUCCUAUGUUAGGAGUGCAAGAAUAAAUAGCCUGCAUUUCAGAUUUUGACAUAUGUUCAUUUAAUGCAUAUUUAAGAAAUUAUAGUACAUAUCCCUUUUUUCAAAAAAAAAUCUUGCUUUUUUUUCUAAAGGAAUUUUUAAUAUAUUCCUUUAAAAGAAAGCAAUUUAAUCAAUUGCAAAGCAAUUAUAUGAAACCACAAAGAAUGUACUGAACCUACUAACCCUUUAACAUACACUUUAGGGUCCUAGUGCAAAGUCCUUGCUUAAAGGUCAUUGACCCGUCAUCUAUCAGUAAUAAGAGAAUUGGAAUAAUAAUUUUACAUACAAAUGAGAACUUAAUUUGUUGAAGUACAAUGUCUUUAAGUUCCUUGAAAAUGGAGUUAAUUUUGAUUUUUUUUUUUUUAAAUGUUUCUAAAUGCUAUCUGCUUUUAACUAGUAGUUGCCUAUAUUUGGGGACUUUAGAAGAGAAUUAUAUUUUGUCAGUUACGUGAAGAUAGUGGUUAUGGAAGCAUUUAUUUACAAUACCCUUUUUGUGUUUAGGUUCUGACUUAAAAUUGCCCUCAUACUUAUAUGGUCUACAUUUAAUAUAAAGGAUGUUUUCUUGAUAAAUCUCUAUUGUACUAUUUGGAUACAUUUGUGUAUUCCUUGCAGCCGACCUGUGCUUGUGGGUUUGGUUUAGGGUUAAAUCAUCAGCAUUAUUUCAUAAAAUAAAUUUAAGAAUUUGUUCUGUGUUAUCUAAAGAUGUAUCAGUAUAUUGUCACAGUUGUGCUGUUAACUUAAAAUGCUCAGACCCUCUUUUUAUAAAGAAGCAAAAACAUUUCAAGUCUUAAUUGACACAUAAAUCAUUAAGCACCUACAAAUAAUAUUUUAUAAGUAAUAGUAUUUCAACAACGUGUUACUAAUAUUUUUGAUACAGUGAUUUCAUAUUGGAAUCCUGACUUGUGGAAAGGGACAGAUCACUUAGAUUACUAGUGGAACUUAAGGCUAAAUGUUUGCACAUUUAUAUUCUCAUCAUAUUUAGAACUAUGUCACGAAAUAGUCAACACCUAAGGCCCUUGAUUUAUGUUUUUGAGAAGUCAUAUAUUCCCAGUGUUGGAAAAAUAGUCCCUCCUAUUGGCUCUAAAGCCUUAAGGAGCUAUUCGAUUUUAAAUUCAUUGAUUAGUUUUAAUUUUCAAGUUUAGAUCACUUCUCAUAUGGACCUUAAGUUCUGGCACAAACUUCCUCCAGGGUGUGUCUUUUCUUUCUCACUGGAUCAUCUUAAAUAGUUCCUACCCCUGGAUUGUAACUAGAUAAAAAUCUGAUUUAAAAUUCUUAAUAUUCAGGAAUUUAUACUUAUUUUUACUUUAAAAGCCACGGGGGGGGGGGGCAGUUAUAUAUCUUAAAAAGAAAGUAUCUAAAGCAUUUUUUUACAGUACUUAGAUUGUCUUGCAUAUGUGCAUACUAUAUGGCUUUUAUUGUCUUGUCUCUUGUCAGUAGACCAGUAUACAAUGUGUGGGACAUGUCAGUCAAGUUGGUCAGCACCAGCAUCUGUCCAGCUGUUAAGUAUAUUAUGAUUCACUUAAAAAUCUGUUCUAUCCCAGCCAUGGGCCAAGAUGCUGUAUCUGAGGGAUGUGCUGUGAUUUGAUUUACGUACACUAGAGCACACAGUAGAAAAAUCUGAGCUUCAUUAGUAAUAUGACACAUGUAUAUAGUGAGAUGUCUUAUUGUGUGCUUUGCAUAUUUUGUAAAUAUUUUGCACGUCAUUAAUUUUCUUUUUUGUUUAAGCAGUGUUUGGCCUGGAAGAGUGAUAUGCUUGCUGCUUAAUCAAAGGAUUAAAGAGUUAAAGAUGUCUAUGUCUUCUAUUUUUAUAUAAUUUCAUGUUGUAUGAAGAAUUUAGGACCUCUUCACUGUGAAAUUCUAAAUAUUGAUUUUUUAUAAGAAAGCAAAAUCUAGAAAUAUUUUAAUGACCAUUUCAUAAUGUCAAGGUUAUCAUUUUUGAAAAAUCUACACCCAACUAUUUUUCAUUACAUAACUAAAAAUAAAUCACACUGUUGAUACGCCUGGUAA